AUGACGGUUAUCACGAAUCCUUCCAUUUCUGCAGAGGCAUUGUUUGACCAAAUAUCCGAGUCAUAUGAGGAUGCAUAUGGCGGCAACGAUGGACUAAACACGGCCUUUGCUAGAUUAAGCGACUACCAUGAACCUGGUUCAUCAGUCCUCGACGUCGGUUGUGGUCCUGGGGGUCCAGCAUCCAGCCUGGCUCGGGCGGGCUUCAAUGUUACGGGUAUCGACGUCUCACAAAAGAUGAUCGAGCUUUGCCAGAAGAGUUUCCCUGGAACCUAUCAUAAGGUUGACAUGACAACAUAUGAACCAUCUCAGCAAUUUGACGCUGUCAUUUCACUCCUCAGCCUGUUCCAGCAAUCACACACAACGAUACACUCUAUGGUGUUCAAAAUGGCAUCCUGGCUCCGUCCUGGUGGCACUCUCAUCCUGGGAACAAUUGCGGCGGAGGACUACAUCAAAGAUACAGCAGCCCUAAAAACCGCGCGGAAAAAUCAGUACAUUGAGAACUUCGACACCGAGUUCAUGGGACGGGUCAUUCCCGCCACAUUCAUCACUAUGAGCGGGUGGCUGAGCCUUGUGCAGCAGACAGGCCUCUUCAUCCAGAUCGUGGACCGCUGUGAGUUCGAAAUCAAAGGCUUUGAGAGCAAGGAAAGGCAUUUGUAUAUCACCGCGAGGAAGCUGGGCCUGGAACCGCUCUUCGGGCCGUACCCCUUGCCAACCUCUCGAAGACGUCCGCAUCUUCUGAGCGAGGGAGCAUGGAAGCCCUUUGCAGAGCGACUUACACGCCAUGAGUUUGACGCUGUGCUCAAGGCUGUCGAGUCGAAUAAAGAGGUCCUCGAUAUUGGAAGUGGCCAUGGUGUAGCAAUUGCCAAGCAGCUAGGCAAGGCGUAUGCCAUUGAGCCAAACUGUGACAGAAACGAAGUUCUUGCCAGCAACAGUGCAAAAUCGAGUGUUGAAAUCCGCCAGGGGACAGCCGAGAAGCUGCCUUUCGAGGACAAUAAGUUCGACGCUGCCGUAGCUCUCUGGAUCCUGCACUACGUUGAUGACUUGGAGCAGUCACUCGCCGAAAUGGCCCGCGUGGUAGAUCCCACAGCCCCUAACGCUCGCAUCGUCAUCGUCCAGGGAGCGCCAGACAAUGAGGUUGUCAACCUCAUCAACAAGGCUUGCGGCCCCAUCGCGCAGGAGGGAAUGUUGCCCGGAGAGUCUGCCAUCGACCACCAGGGCUUUCUACUAGCCACAGCGGCCAGGAUCUUUACCAAACAUGGAUUUGGUGACGUCUCUGUCGCACGGGUCGAUGCUCACUGCAAUUUCCCAGAACACGACCUUUCUGUUCGCUGCAGCAAAGCAGCGGACGUCCUAACGGAUUUCUGGUAUAAGGAUCAUCCGAGGAACGGAGACAUGAAGGAGGCGUUCCAGCCAGUCUUGAAGGAGCAUUUUGCUAGCAGGCCACUGGAGGUUGGCGACCAGGCUGUCAUUUUAAUCGCAAAGCCGACUCUCUCACAGUAG
Messenger RNA from Nannizzia gypsea CBS 118893, 1500 nucleotides. RefSeq names its product methyltransferase. Gene Ontology annotation, molecular function: S-adenosylmethionine-dependent methyltransferase activity. Lineage: Eukaryota; Fungi; Ascomycota; Eurotiomycetes; Onygenales; Arthrodermataceae. Bases 1 to 1500 code for a protein of 499 amino acids. The record is from RefSeq and is a predicted model, not a curated record. The transcript is spliced from 2 exons.